Messenger RNA from Trichoderma atroviride IMI 206040, 791 nucleotides. NCBI's taxonomy places the organism in Eukaryota, Fungi, Ascomycota, Sordariomycetes, Hypocreales, Hypocreaceae. The record is from RefSeq and is a predicted model, not a curated record.
GUGAAGCGUCAUGAGUGAAGCGUAGUAUUGAGGCUCAAUACAGCCUGACGCUGUGAAUCUCUAGAGGUAUAAAAAGGGCAGACGUUUCCUGUUGAGAUGAUGUUUAGAACCACCAUUCCAAGCUCUCAAGCCCUCAAGACUCACAGCAAAUCUUCUUAACAAUCUCAACAACACCUUAAAAUAUUCUCAAAAAGAAAAUUCCACAUCAAUCAACAUGAAGUUCACCACCACUGCCGUUGUAGCAAUUGCUGCUUUCGUUGAGUCGGCUUCUGCCCUCGGCAAAGCCCGCGUUGUCAACAAGUGCCCCUACAGCGUCACUCUCUGGUCCGUUGGCAGCGCCAUCUCUGCGCCAACAACCCUCGCUCAGGGUGGUUCAUAUGGCGAGACCUUUUCUCGCGAUCCUGUCACCGGCGGCCGUGCCAUCAAGGUCACGAUUCAGUCCGAUGGCCUCUACACCGGCAAGCCAGAGACCAUUUUCGCCACAAAUCUCCAGGACAACACCAUCUGGUAUGACCUUUCGGAUGUCUUCGGUGACGCCUUCAACGGAAAGAAGGUGACUGUUUCAAGCGCAAACACUGCGUGCCCUACAAUCACUUGGUCAAACGGUGUUCCUCCUGCGGGAAGCCAAGUCAAGAACUGCGGCGCGGAUAAGGAUGUGACUCUGACGCUGUGUGCUUAAAACAACACACUAGCUAAAGAAAGAGUAUAAGUGGGAUCAUGGUGUAAUCAUAGAGUUGAGCCUGGUCAGGCGUAUGUUAGUAACGAAUAAUGACAUGAAUUAUGAAACUUCU